This is a messenger RNA of Closterium sp. Naga37s-1, 1563 nucleotides long. NCBI's taxonomy places the organism in Eukaryota, Viridiplantae, Streptophyta, Zygnematophyceae, Desmidiales, Closteriaceae. The record is from the annotation of a GenBank genome assembly.
AUGGGCGGAGGACCAGGCGACAUACACACAGUGGGGAAUCUGGGCUCGCCGAUUCCCGUCGCGUCUCUGUCGUCGCCGUCGCCGGGCAGAGCGCGACCGGCUUUCGCGAUCGCCAGCGAAGCGACGGAGGGCGGCGCUGCGACGACGCCAGCAGCUGAGAAGGCGGUGCGAGUGGAGGUUCUCACAGAGAUCGACGCACGUGGUAGGUUGCGCGCGGUUGGGAAGGGGAGAGAGGGGGGGAGGGGGGGUGGGGCGGGGAGAGGGGGAGUGGGGGGAUGGUGGGGGGGCGGAAGGGGGGGCGGGUGGAGGGUGUGGGGAUUAUACGCUGAUUGUGUGGGCGAUUUAAAGCUUGAACCGGCUCUUCUUUCAGGCGAUCAGCCCGCGACCUCCCUGGUCCAUGACCCCUCCCUCUUUCUCUCCCUCGCCCUUCAACCCGUCGUGUUCCUCUCGCGCACUCUCUUCUCCUCAGCUUCGUUCCCCCCUUUCCCGCGCCCGUCGUCAUUCUCGCUUUCGCGUGCAGGGCUGACGCGCAUGGUGCUCCAGGAGGGGGGCUACGAGCAGUGGGAGUGGCAAGGCAACAAGGUCAACUACGUGGUGGCGGGGGACGUUAGUAGCGACGCCACGCCCGUGCUGCUCAUCCAUGGCUUCGGCGCCUCUGUCUACCAUUGGAGGUACAACAUCCCUGCGCUGGCAGAAUCAGGCCGGCCUGUCUACGCCAUCGACCUGAUCGGCUUCGGUUGGAGCGAUCGUGCUCUCAUCCAAUACAGUGCUGCCAUGUGGGCGGACCAGGUCUCCUCUUUCAUCCGCGAUGUGAUUGGCCGCCCCGCCGUGCUCGUGGGGAACAGCGUGGGGGGCUACGUAACCCUCACCACCGCAGCCAACCACCCGGAUGUGGUAGCCGGUACAGUGCUUGUGAACGCCGCAGGGAAGUUUAGCGAGGCUCCUCCCGGCACGGCCCCGCUCUCCGGAGCAGACGAGUCUCCCAGCGAGCUUAAAGCGCGGAAAGCAGCAGCAGCGAUGCCGGUUGAAACCCACGCGCACCAGCAUGGGAAGGAGGAGCAGGUGCCUUUCACGGUGGUUGUUAAGGAGAAGGUGGGGGAGCUGGUGGAAGGGGUGGUGGCGGCGGUGGGGAAGCUUGCCCGCCGUGUUGUGUUACAGGUGACGUUCCUGCAGGCGAAGCAGCCGGGGAGGAUCAAGCAGGUGCUAGAGCUGGUUUACCCGAAUGCUGCGAGCGUCGACGAGGAGUUGGUGCGGUCGAUUGUUCUGCCCACACGCGAUCCCAACGCCGCCGAGGUUUACUAUAGGCUGUCCACUCAGGUCCUUCUGCACCCCUCUGCUCUCUCCCUCAACAACCUUCUUUCGACUCUUCGCUCGUCUGACAGUCCCAUGCUACUGCUGUGGGGGGCUCUGGACCCGUGGAUGACUCCUGCUAAGGCUCAGACUAUUGUGGAUAAUUACCCUGCGGCGCAGAGGGUGGACAUUUCUGCGGGGCAUUGCCCGCAUGAUGAGGACCCGGAUGCGUUCAACCAAGCGCUGCUUCUAUGGCUGCAGUCGAAGUUCUGA